Nicotiana tabacum (common tobacco) is the source of this 1373-nucleotide messenger RNA. RefSeq names its product phosphoglycerate mutase-like protein AT74H. The record is from RefSeq and is a predicted model, not a curated record. Lineage: Eukaryota; Viridiplantae; Streptophyta; Magnoliopsida; Solanales; Solanaceae. Gene Ontology annotation, molecular function: catalytic activity.
AUACUUCCCCUCUUCCUAAAUCUCCAAUGCAAUAGAAAUAUCUUUUUCUUAAAUAAAAUUCAAAUCUCCUAGUAUUCAGCACGUUCCCACUUCCAGCAAUAAAAAAAACCACCGAAAAACUGUUUUUUCAAGUCUCUAUAAAUUCUCAACCAAUUCCAUUUCCAAAAUCCUGAAAACUCCUUUCUAAUACCCACAAUUUUUCUUGAACAAACAAAAAACCAAGUGAAGAAGCAUAAUGAUAAACAGCACAACUGAAAGCAGCGAUGUUAAGUACCACCUACCAAAGCGCAUAAUCUUAGUCCGUCACGGCGAGAGCCAAGGGAACAAGGACGACAAUGCAUACAGCGUCACCCCAGAUUACAAAAUCCCUUUAACUACACGUGGGAUUGAGCAAGCCAACCAAGCUGGCUCCCGCAUUCUUGAUGUUGUCUCCGACCACGGAUCAUCGGACAACUGGAAGGUUUACUUCUAUGUUUCUCCUUACGUGCGCACGCGCUCCACGCUCCGGGAGAUUGGCCGGGCAUUUCCGAGGGAUAGGGUGCUUGGGGUAAGAGAAGAGUGCAGAGUUAGAGAACAGGAUUUUGGGAAUUUUCAAGUGGCUGAGCGUAUGAAAGUGAUUAAGGAGACACGUGAGAGGUUUGGGAGAUUCUUUUAUCGGUUUCCUGAGGGUGAAUCCGCUGCUGAUGUUUAUGAUCGAGUUUCUCAUUUCCUUGAAUCUCUAUGGAGGGAUGUUGAUAUGAACAGGCACCAUCAUGACCCUAACGACGAGUUGAAUCUUGUGAUUAUAUCCCAUGGUCUAGCUAGUCGAGUCUUUCUAAUGAAGUGGUUCAAAUGGACAGUUGAGCAAUUUGAGUACCUAAACAAUCUUGGGAAUUGUGAGUUUCGAGUUAUGGAAUUAGGGGCUGGUGGUGAAUAUAGCUUGGCAGUCCAUCAUAGCGAUGAAGAGAUGCUAGAAUGGGGGCUAUCCCCUGAGAUGAUAGCAGACCAAAAAUGGCGGGCUAAUGCUAGCAGAGGUUCUCUGAAUGAUCAUUGCCCUAGGUACCUUGAUGCUUUCUUUGAUCAUCUAACGGAUUCAAAUGACGAAGAUGUAAAAUCAAGCAACAACUUCCUCUGCCCGUAGCAUAGCAUUGUUGCUGUGCAUUUGUUCCAAUUCAUUACUUGCUGUUGUAUUGUUCGUUUGGUUACCUGACAGAAAUGUCUGUAAGAUCUUCUCUAGUUUCAUGUAGUUGUUCCAGUUUUAGGCUCGCAGAGGUUUGUUUCCUCUUGUAGGCAUUAUCAAUGUCAAUUUCUUGUAAAUUUAAAACCUUCAACUGUAUAUUUAAUAGCAUUUGACAUCAAGGACGAAAUGUGACAGUUUGUUUUGACUUGUGAAA